AAUAAAAAUUAAAGAUAAGUAGUCUAUGAUAACCAGUCGUGAAAGUCGAAACGUACAAGGAUUUAAAAGAAAAUUCAAAAAAUUUAAAAGCUGCUUACAUAAAAAUUGUUUGAAGCAGGAUUGAAGAAACGAACAAUUGCGAUACAAAAAAUGAAGACUGCGACUGCGUAACGUUUCCUCAAAAGAGUUCCUCAGGAAUGAUUCUCUGUGAGGAAAACACAUAUGUCAAAUUAUCAUCGACGUGAAUUCUAUUACAAAUGUUGCGAGAACAGAAAAGAGGCUAUAAAGAUGUAAAGUGAGGAUAUUCACCAUGACAUACGAUGCGUACUUCGCCGACGAUAAAUCGAUAACUGGUAUGUCGGUUUCUAAGGCAAGAGGCGCCCCACCAAAGAAUCGAACAUAAUUUGUGGAUGAGUACGAAGGGAAAAAUGAAGAUAGGGAAUAUUAUCGCUGCGGAAAGUGACCGGUCUUUCUUUUUUCACGAGAAAAGAACAUCCGUGAAUAUUCUUCCGAUAUAAAAUCAAUUAUUUAACCACAUAUUUCUUUCGAAAGGAGAAAAUUGUCAAAUUGUACAUCUUUAUACACAUAUACGGCUAUUCGCUAUAGAUUGGCCUUAAUUUUACGACGUCGCGUGUUGCUAUAAAGAACAAAUUACGAAAUAUGCGAUCAAUCGUUGGAAAAGAGGGGAUAAACAAAGCCUCGGCAACUUCCUCGCGAUCAGACACAUGCUAGUACUCAAAGAGAGAUGAUCUGCGUAAAGUCGUUGCAGCUCGAUUUAAAUCGAGUUCUCUUACUGGCGGUCGGUUUAUGGCCUUACGAGCAAUCCAUAUUCGUUCGAUUGCAAUUAAUUUUGUUCUACGGUAUCCUGAUAACCUCUUUUGUAGCUCAACUUGCAACAUUUCUAACGUCGAAAUGCACCUUGCAGUUCGUGAUGGAAAUCUUAUCUGCUGUGAGUUUCUUCAUUUGCUUCAUGAUAAAAUAUAUCACGUUUUGCUUUAAUACCGAUAUUGUGAAACGUUUCUUAGAAAUAAUGCAACAUACUUAUAAUGAACUAACAGAUGAGAACGAAAUCGCUAUUAUAGAAAAGUACGGAACUAUUGCGAAACAUUGCAACUACAUAAUCACAUUGCUCUGCAUGUCCGCGAUAUUUAAUUUUAUAUUUCUCCCGUUCUGGCCGCGAGUUCUGAAUGUCGUAUGGCUUGCAAACGAAUCUCAUUCACUUCCAUUGUUGCAAAUUAAGACGGAGUACUUUUGCAAUCAAGAAAAAUACUUUUAUCUGAUUUUACUUCAUACAAACGCAGUCUUUUGCAUUGGGGAGGUUGUAUUAUUAGCGACAGGAGCGAUUAUCAUAGCAUAUUUAUAUCACGCCUGUGGAAUGUUUAAAGUCGCCAGUUAUCGUAUGGAGCAAGCUGUGAAAAUCAAUACCAUGAAAAUAAAUGACAUGAUGAAUGAGAAUUCAACUUACAAGAUGAUAGUUCAUGCAAUAGAUAUGCAUCGAAAUGCUAUAAAGUCUGCAAAGAUUUUUAUAUCCGAUCUUAAUGUAUGUUUAUUUUUUUUAAUAGCGUUUGGAACAAUUUCCACGAGCCUUAAUCUUUAUCGAAUUUUUCAUGAGUUGACAACUGAAUGUGAUUUCGAAAAGCUAAUAACACCUAUCCUAUUUUUGUUGACUCUGUAUGUGUAUAUGAUUUUCUCCAAUUAUUGCGGACAGAUUGUUAUAGAUCACAAUGAAGAAAUGUUUGCCACCGUAUACAGCAUUCAAUGGUACAGCACUCCAUUACGAAUUCAGAAAAUAAUAUUAUUUCUUCUGCAGAAAGGGACUAAAACUUUUUAUAUGAAUGUUGGGGGAUUAUUUGUCGGAUCCCUGAAAGGUCUCAGUACGCUGGUAAGCACGUCGGUAUCUUACUUCAUGAUUAUGUAUUCUACAAUGACGUAGAAAUUAGAACAGAAUUAAUAAGAAAUAUGUUAUUUCUGAAUGUAGUUAUCACUUAAUUAAAUGAAAAUGAAACAAAACAUCAACGAAACAUCAACAAGAACAAUUAUCACGAAGUUAUUUGCUAUUGCAAUAUGCUUUUCGACAUAUGUACGGUAAUAGAAUAUGUCGCAUAUAAUUUUUAUAUAAUAUUACAUAACAUUGUCUUCGAAUCAAAAUUAUCUUUUAUGGAGAAUGAUGUAUAAUGUAACCCAAUACGAAACAAUGUUAUAUAUUCUUGA
Messenger RNA from Harpegnathos saltator (Jerdon's jumping ant), 2211 nucleotides. RefSeq lists its product as uncharacterized. Gene Ontology annotation, cellular component: plasma membrane. Gene Ontology annotation, biological process: sensory perception of smell; detection of chemical stimulus involved in sensory perception of smell. The coding region runs from base 746 to 1933 and encodes 395 amino acids. The transcript is spliced from 9 exons. The record is from RefSeq and is a predicted model, not a curated record. NCBI's taxonomy places the organism in Eukaryota, Metazoa, Arthropoda, Insecta, Hymenoptera, Formicidae. Gene Ontology annotation, molecular function: olfactory receptor activity; odorant binding.